This is a messenger RNA of Homarus americanus (American lobster), 1371 nucleotides long. RefSeq lists its product as uncharacterized. The transcript is spliced from 2 exons. NCBI's taxonomy places the organism in Eukaryota, Metazoa, Arthropoda, Malacostraca, Decapoda, Nephropidae. The coding region runs from base 215 to 832 and encodes 205 amino acids. The record is from RefSeq and is a predicted model, not a curated record.
GACUGGUUAGUUAUGUCUCUCUUACUCAUUGUUGGCAACUAUCUACCUACUCCAGGCAACUAUCUACCUACUCCAGGCAACUAUCUACCUACUCCAGGCAACUAUCUACCUACUCCAGUGUUGGUCAAGUCUGGUCUUAAAUGAGGUCACACUCACUCAAGAGUUUACAGCUUGGUUACUUCAGUUGGAACAAGGAUUUGUUUUGAUUGUGAAUAUGUCUAGAGGCUGCAGAAAUUCACCAGACAUAUUUUGCUAUGUCUGCGGGCAAUUCACCCCUUCAGAUUCCCAGAGUAAUAUUACUCCAUUGUUGAAGCGCUGCUAUUUAGCUUAUUUUGGCUGCAAAUUGGGAGACCAGGACAAGCCAUUUGCACCUCACAAAGCUUGCAAGAGUUGCAUCAGUAAACUCCAAAUGUGGUCGGUUGGAAAACUUAAAUGUAUGCCCUUUGGAGUACCAAUGGUAUGGCGGGAGCAGAUGAAUCAUCAUGAUGACUGCUACUUUUGUAUGACUAAAGUAGCUGGAUUCAACAAGAAGACUAAAGAUCACAUAAUAUACCCAGAUAUUCCAUCAGCAAUAAGGCCUGUUUCACACUCUGAUGAUAUUCCUGUACCUGUGCCACCUGACACAUGGGAAAUUUCAUCAGAGGCUGAUACUAGUGAUACCAACGAGAUGGAAGUAGACUAUGAACCACCAACAAAUGACGAUCCCAAACUCUUCACCCAAGUUGAGCUCAAUGACUUGGUUAGAGACCUUAACCUUCCAAAAGAAAGCGCACAGUUACUUGGCUCUAGACUGAAGGAACACAGGCUUCUAGCUCCUGGCACAACAUUUUGAGGAAGCAUUAGCUGGUGUCGAGGUGAAUGCCUGGUUUUCCUUCAAACAGAUUGUCCAAAACUUCUUGGGAAACAGCCGCUCUCCAGAAUAUGAAAAACUGAUCCAAGACCUGAUUUCAAGUUUCCAGCAACUUGGGUCUAGAAUGAGUGUGAAGAUGCACUUUUUGCAUUCACAUCUUGACUAUUUUCCCAAGAAUUGUGGGGACUACAGUGAGGAACAGGGAGAGCGGUUCCAUCAUGAUAUAUGCACCAUGGAAACUCAAUACCAGGGCAAAUGGAAUGUCAGCAUGAUGGCGGAUUACUGCUGGUCAUUGAAACGUGAUGGUCCCGAUGCACAGCACAAGCGGAAAUCAAAGCGGUCCUCCUUCCUUUGAAUCAAUAUGUAGGCUAACUAUUAGGAGCAUAUUUUUGUUUACAUUCAUUAGAUUUUAUGUUGAUUAUUCUGCUUCAUUUCAUGAUAAACGUUAUUAAUUUCAUGGUUAUUUGGAAUACAUUAAUAAUUAAUUAUAUAUUAUUAUAUUAUAUCAUAUUUAAAAAUCA